UGUACAUAGACUUUCCCCCCUCCUCUCAGGUCCAACCCUUCCAGUACAGUUAUGCAGAGCACUGCUAUUCUGCAUAGAGCUCACACACACAAACACAUACACACACCCGCACACGUCCCAUGCUAGCUAUUUCUGGCCAGCAUCCCGGCAAGCAGCAUUAUCAGAGUUUCUGGAUCUCACACUGCUUGUUUCUCCUCUUUGUUCUCUUUCUAGUUUAAACACAUUUGAAUCUUUAAGGCAGCUGCAAAAAUGGCGGAUACCACCUUGCAUAUAGUCGAGCAGCCCACCAUCAUCCCUGAUACUCCUCCAGGGGAAACUUCAGAUAGUGAGCCCAUCAAAGCAGACCAAAUCAAUGGGGUUUUGGUGCUGAGCCUGCUGGAUAAGAUUAUAGGAGCAGUGGACCAGAUUCAGUUGACUCAAACCCAACUGGAGAAAAGACAAGAGGAGAUGGAGGAAGUAGUGGGCAGCAUUCAAGGAGAACUGACCAAGCUGACCAAGUCUCAUGCCACUACCAGCAAUACAGCCAGUAAGCUUUUAGAAAAAGUGAGAAAGGUGAGCGUCAACGUCAAGACGGUGAGACAAAACCUGGAGCGGCAGCAAGCACAGAUCAAAAAGUUGGAAACCAAUGAAUCCGAGUUGCUGAGACGUAGAAACUUCAAAGUGAUGAUCUACCAGGAUGAGGUGAAGUUGCCAUCCAAACUUAGCAUCAGCAAAUCUCUAAAGGACACUGAAAAGCAGGAGGUUGAAGAGGAAGGUCAGGAAAAGGAGAACAAAGAAGGUGAGACAGACGAAAUCCAACUGUCUUCUGAUGAGGAGGUAGAAGUAGAGGAAACCAUUGAAGAGUCCAGAGCCGAGCGAAUAAAGAGAAGUGGAAUGAGAAGAGUUGAUGACAUAAAGAAAGCUUUCUCAAAGGAAAAGAUGGAAAAGACCAAGGUUAAAACCAAAGAGAAUUUGGAAAAGACCAGACAAAAUAUAGAGAAGACCAGACACAAUAUUGAGAAAAAGAUGACCAAGCUUGGAACCAAGAUAGUGACAAAUGAAAGGCGAGAGAAGAUAAAGACCUCCAGGGACAAGUUCAAAAAGUCCUUCACUCCUGAUCACCCUGUCUAUGCCCGCUCCAAAACAGCCGUCUACAAAGUCCCCCCCUUCACUUUCUAUGUUAAGAAGAUCCGAGAGGGAGAAGUUGAGGUGCAGGCCACAGAAAUGGUGGACGUCGCAGGAGAGGAAGAGGAGGAAGAAGAGGGGAAAGAUCUGCUGAGAGGAGAGAGCCCUGAUCCCAAUGCACUUCUUCAGAUCACAGAGGACAGUGAUGCUGUCUUUGCUGAGAGAAGCGACAGCGAUUAAGAAGGGUGCAAAGAUUUGUGCCCCUUCCAUUUGGACAGAUAAGCCUAUAACCUUCAUCACAUUUCAGAUCCAUUUUAUUUUGUUUCUUUUUUCAUAUUCACACAUCUUUAACAUUUUUCAGCUCUUUACACAAAUAUAUGUAAUCACCUUUAUAUUAGGCAGGCCGCACUUUCAGUAAAAGGUUAAUGGAACUGAUUGUGUCAUUGCUAUACAAGUCUAUAUAUACAAAUAUAUGUAUAAAUGCAGCACAGCCGUCUCUCCUAUUAACUCAUUCUACUAGCACAGUGGUCUACUUUACUUCAAGAAGAUGAAAACAGUGCAUUAAUUGCCUAUUUUAUGUUUAUUAAAACAAUGCAGCAGUAUCUGGAAGCAUUGAUUUCGGUCUUAAAGGGACAAAAAAUCCUUGUCAGCUUUAAGAGUUUCUGAUAUAAAAUCUGUUUUAAGUCUGACAGAGAACAUAACUAGAGGUGGGGGUCUGGCUAAAAAGGUGGCACUUCGCUUAUCUGGUCUUGAUUGUACUCCUUUCUUUUCACAAAGUGCCUUGGAUUAAUAGAUAUAUAGCACCUUAGGCCCCAGCCCUUUCACAAACUGGUUUCAUGUUAACUGGCACUGGAAGAGGGAUGAGUAGGAAGAGGAGACAAAAUGGAUGACUGCUGGGACCCAUUUUUUAAUAUACUUUUUUAACUUCAUAUUUUGUAUUACUCAAUAUGCCAACUAGACUCAGUGAACAGGUCAAUAUCAUAUAACUUCUAUUAUUUGAAGUCAGUUUUUAGAUGAUCCUUUAGUGUCCUUUUAAACAGACGUUAAGGCAUAUUAAUAGCAGUGACAUUUAAGAAUAACUGCUGUGGGCCAUCGCGAGUUCAUGAAUGGCCAAGUCUGUGUCCUUA
Messenger RNA from Bufo bufo (common toad), 2231 nucleotides. RefSeq names its product caveolae associated protein 1 (gene CAVIN1). The transcript is spliced from 2 exons. Gene Ontology annotation, molecular function: rRNA primary transcript binding. The record is from RefSeq and is a predicted model, not a curated record. Bases 250 to 1344 code for a protein of 364 amino acids. Gene Ontology annotation, biological process: transcription initiation at RNA polymerase I promoter; termination of RNA polymerase I transcription. Gene Ontology annotation, cellular component: caveola; cytoplasm. NCBI's taxonomy places the organism in Eukaryota, Metazoa, Chordata, Amphibia, Anura, Bufonidae.